AUGUCAACCAAACCUACACUGGGCUAUUGGGACAUCCGUGGCCUGGCUCAGCCAAUACGUCUGAUGUUGUACUACGCGGGGGUGGACUUUGUGGAGAAACAGUACAAACACUCGGAACGGGAUGUAUGGCUGUCAGACAAACCUAACUUAGGGCUCGACUUCCCUAACCUUCCCUAUUAUAUCGACGGUGACGUAAAAAUAAGUCAAUCCAAGGCUAUCUUGAACUACGUGGCCCGAAAGCAUGGACUGGUGGCCAGGGAUGACAGGGAACUCAUAAAGCAAGAGAUAGUUGCCGAGCAAUUGAGAGAUAUUAGGAUGAAAUUUCUUAUGGGAGUUGUAUUUAGUGAUAAAGAUCCGGCUGAUACUAAGGAUGGGUAUAUCACUGGUGUCUUGAUUCCCCAUUUGGAUGAUUUGGUUAAAUUUUUGGGCGAUAAACAGUGGUUGACUACAAGCUUAUCGUAUGUGGACUUUCUUGCCUAUGAACUGCUGGACUCGUUUAGACUGUUUACACCGGAAACUAUAGCUAAGUAUCCAGUGAUUGGCCGGUAUUUAGACCGUUUUGAAGCCUUACCGACCAUUAAAAGCUACCAGAGCUCUGAAAAAUAUAAACAGUGGCCCGUGCUAUCACCCGGAGCCAAAUGGGGUUAUAAUAAGUAG
Molecule: messenger RNA, 657 nt
Organism: Oppiella nova
Lineage: Eukaryota; Metazoa; Arthropoda; Arachnida; Sarcoptiformes; Oppiidae
Source: the annotation of a GenBank genome assembly